AUGCCAGAUGUGAAGACAGUCAGUUAUAGCCAAGACAACGCUGGCUGCUACCAUAGCGGGUUUAUCAUAGCCUGCGCAAACGUGGUAGGAAAAGAGUCGGGCAAAGCGAUCAAACGAUUGGAUUUUUCAGAUCCCCAGUGUGGAAAAGGAGCUAGUGAUCGUAAGGCAGCCUUGAUAAAGUCACACAUGCACAUUCACUUAAACUCUGGCAACGAUAUCGUGAAACUCGCGCAGAUGGUUGAGGCUGUUCUUUCUUCCGGCGGAGUGGCAUCACUAAGUGUCACCCUCUGUGAGUCUAUCACAAGCCCUCCGAUGGUCACUUGCAAAAUUGAUGGUGUGAGUAAACUCUCAAAUAUAGAGCUCACUAUAGAAGGAAUCCGUGUAUGGAGAGCAUACGGGAUUCUUCAAGGAAGCAAAAAAUUGUUCGAGAACCAACCUUUCCAGGGUAGAUACCAGAAAGGCCACCUAGUUCCUGUUAAAAUCUUGCGUUACAGCCUUGAAAGUGUCCUUGCCACAUUCAUCUACACCAACUGCGUGCCGCAAAUUGCAAGUUUCAACGGAGGUCAGUGGAAAAGGUAUGAACAGAGAAUAGAGAAAUACGCCCGGAAAACUUGUUCUCCGAACGGUGGAACCCUUUUCCUAAUCACUGGUACAUCGAAGGUUAAGUUUUUCCGGAAACGUGAUCGUCAAGGUAAAAUAAAAGCACUUAAAGAGAUGAAACCUCUGCAGUGGUUCCAUAACAAGGUGGAUGUAAACAAGAAUCUCGGACCAAAGAUCGCAAUUCCAAACUCAAUGUGGACGGUGGGCUGUUGUUUGAACUUAAAAAAGAAUAAAGUCGUGGGAGCGUUUGGUGUAAUGGGUGAUAAUUCUUUAGACCAACAGCUCUUAAAUGAAUUUAUGAUGUCCGAACAAAACGUCGCAUAUGUUGAAAGCGCCCUUCAAUUAGAGGAUCCAAAUAUUAAGUUGUUUCCUAACGGCGACGAUUGCCAUGAGCCAAAAAAAAAAAAUUUGAUUGAUUGA
This is a messenger RNA of Pocillopora damicornis (cauliflower coral), 1020 nucleotides long. RefSeq lists its product as uncharacterized. NCBI's taxonomy places the organism in Eukaryota, Metazoa, Cnidaria, Anthozoa, Scleractinia, Pocilloporidae. Gene Ontology annotation, molecular function: hydrolase activity; metal ion binding; nucleic acid binding. The record is from RefSeq and is a predicted model, not a curated record.